Molecule: messenger RNA, 1567 nt
Organism: Mizuhopecten yessoensis (Yesso scallop)
Lineage: Eukaryota; Metazoa; Mollusca; Bivalvia; Pectinida; Pectinidae
Exons: 2
Coding region: 194-1390 (398 amino acids)
Source: RefSeq, a predicted model, not a curated record
GUUGUACCCGGACAGUUACAUCAUCACAAAUCACUGGAUAAGUAUCUUCCUCAGAAAACAAUGGACAGACCACAUUCCAGCCGAGGAUAGGAGUUUCUUCACACUCCCUGAUUAAGUGUUUCGUAAUCAGAAGUAGCGGACUACGUUAUUGAUUGGGUUACUAUCGACACAAACUGCUCAUCACGCUCUAAACAUGUCGAUGUCCUCGAGGUCUCUGUUUCUGCUGAAGACACGUGACCUGUCUGUACAGGACCAUAGCAUGAACAUUGAAGUGAUGCUGGCACCUAACAGAACGUACCUACUGAUGAAUAAACACAAGACUCUCAACGCCAAGAGUAACAAACAAAAGGACAAAGUCGAGAAACAGCGUGACUCCUCCACACACUCAUACGUUUCCGAAAAACGUCUCGUGGACCGUCGUAAUCAGGAGUUCUAUAUCAAACGGGUAAAUAUGUUCCUCAAUCAGCUAGCACCCAACACGCGCAGUACCGUCCUAGACAGAAAGUCGUUCUCCCCCAGUUUGAAUAAAAUACAGGAUGACAAUAAGCAGGCGUCAGAGGCUGUUAAAGUGGUAAAGACGAAAGUUAAACCUAGGGUAAAGUCAGAGCCGUGCACACCCCGAGGUUCUAUCAAUUCAAGUUUCCCUUUGAUCCCGACCGACAGACGCCAAUCUAAGUCAUCAGUGGGUUUCCAUGAACGAGCAAAGGAUAAAGAUGUUGUAAAACAGACUCACACGUUUGGUCGUUCGAAUGUCGCCGUGAAUGGAGCCUAUUUAACCAUACAGGGCAGUCGAUUUCAAAAUGAAACCAGGACUAAAAUACAAAGUAGUGGUUCGCCCGUUCCCGAGUACUUCCCUCCAGUAUCGCCAACUCACAAUAUCACCAGGGAUGUCGUCACACCCUCCAAUCAGAACCCAUUACCACAAACAUUGACGGCUACCGGGGACAAGAAGCCGACAAUUCCCUUCUUGUCAAAAAAGAAAGUCAAAUUUGUGUCGUCUAAGGAUACUAACGGAUACAAAAAGUGGGAAGAGACACAAAAUAAAGAGAAACAAAAAACGAAAUAUUUGGACAAGAGAAUAGAAGGAUUUAUGCUUGACCAGCUGCGAUUUAACCAAGCCAACAAAAUAUCGCACUAUGACGUUCACAGGCGUAACGUCGACCACGUAGAAGACAGUAAACCCACAGCUAAAGGCAACUUGGUCGACAUGUUUGACGCCUUCUGCCAAACAGGAACCAAGCAACAGAUGCAUAAACUUGUCAAAAUGGCUGCUAAAAUGAAAGUAAAGACAAAAACUCCUACAUCAAGUACGUCCAUGGCGCCGUCUAUUGCAUCAUUCAAGAACUCGCAGGCAUUUAAACGCUUGAACGAAGUGGCUAUAAGGUCUUAAACUUAGAUACUGCUGUGGACUACAGGUACAUAGGAAUACACUGUCUUCUUAGAGCGGUAUUUGAAUACGAAAGAUCUUUUCGAAUAGAUAUGUGAAAACAAUUUUUUUUCCUAAGAGUUCCAUUUGACCAAGGGGAGACUGAUCCCCUAGAACAUAAUUUUUCUGAUCAAAUAAAUA